UGGUUAAGUUACUAAACAUUGCGAUUAUAAGAGGAAGACGGUAAUGAUGCUUAUCGGUUUGCGAUGGCUGUGUUUCGCCAGCGGAAGUUAUAACACGGUUCAUGCAACAACUGCUGCAAUUCCAAAUUCUACAUAUUAAUAGUUUCCGUCUGCAUUCCUCCGAUAGCCUAUAAAUGGUCUGCACAGGUUCCGUGACUAAUUAUUAACGAUCCCUACACUUACUUUAAUCAACGGGAUAACCUCGUAUGACAGUUUUGGUACUCCACCAGAAAUUCGGCGUUAUUCGCCUAGCCUAGUAUGCGCAUAAGUGCGUUCCGGUAGCCUGCAUCAUGACAAUUCGUUUCAACAUACUCAUCCUCUCGUGUCUCUCCUUCGUACUAGGUAGCAACGUGGAUACAUACAAGAAUACUGUUUUGUUUCCGUAUAAAGAAGCCCUGGUCUACUUCGCCGAUGCAGUAGUACAGCCGCUGGCCAGCGCACCGGUACCCACAGGAGAUUACCAAACCGACUUUACCGAAGAACUGAAGGCAUUUAUUCGGGAUUCCAAAAACUUCCACGCCAAAAUUCAUAAUUUGAGCACCGCUGCGGAAACCGAAAAAGUUAAAAUGAAUAAUGCACUGCAGCGAAAAACCAUGGAACUCAGCAGCGUUAAUACCCACCUAACUCAGAGGCAAAAUGAGCUUCGACAGAAGAAUGCCGAACUGCAAGGACAGCAAGUCCAGCUAAAUGAAGCCAACGGUCAGCUGCAACAAGCCAGACUAGAAACAGCGCAAGCACAGCGGGUAGCUGAGGAAGCGCGGCGGAAACGUGAGAGACAAAAAUUAUGUUGGAUAUUUCCUCCAGUAUGUCUUUUCUUUUUGAACCAGAAGAAGAAAGUCGCAGCGGCUGAAGCCCGGCAACGUAAUCUUGAAGCACGCGUAAGGCAGUUUGAUCAAGUGUUCCGCGCGUUGCAAACUCAGCGAAAUGCACUGCAAAAUCAGGUGCACACAAUCAACGGACAAAAGCACGCCCUGGAACAACAGCGUGCUACGCUGCAAACGCAACUGAAACAAGAAUCGGAAGUCUCAGCCGGCAUCACGCUUUUUUACGGCCAUAUGUCUAGCCUGUUCGAUCAUUCCGCCAGCUUGCAGAAUAUUGUCGACCAGCUGAUUUCCGUGGAUUUAGUUCUUGUUCCUCUGGAGCAAAUCUUCGGGAAAAUAAGUACCUUAACCGGACACCAGCAAGUUAACGAAGAAAUCUCCGCGGUAUUAAGCCGUCUCCGAAUUAAUAUGCUUUUGUUAAAAGAAACCUUAACGAAGUAUCCCUUGUUCUUGCUCAGCCAUGUUGUUCCUUAGUGACGUUUUGCUGAUAUUCCUCGUUCGUGAUUUUGUAUACUCACACUAAUUUUAUUUUUGAAAGGAAGUUAUAGUUUCAGCUGCAUUCCGGAAAUCAGCGAUCUUCGUGUCAUUCUAUGUGUCAUAUACUCAUGAAGUAUUAAUGUACAACAGGUUUUGCU
Paramacrobiotus metropolitanus is the source of this 1495-nucleotide messenger RNA. RefSeq lists its product as uncharacterized. Bases 330 to 1334 code for a protein of 334 amino acids. The record is from RefSeq and is a predicted model, not a curated record. The transcript has 4 exons. Lineage: Eukaryota; Metazoa; Tardigrada; Eutardigrada; Parachela; Macrobiotidae.